AGAGGUGUUUUCCCCGUGCUCCAAUUCCUACCUUGGGCACAGAAACACAAACAAAGUGGCUGCCACAAAAUAGCCCGAACUGAGCAUCGCAUGACGGUGGAGAAAAGAGGGGAGAGGAGAGGAAAGGGGAGGCAAGGAACCGAGAAGCAUCCUCCUCCGCCCGUCUAUAAAUUCUCCUCCUUUCCUCCUCUUUAUAUAGGAGGCAUCAAAGCAAAGAAGAGGGAGAACACCAAGGGCUACCAGCGCCUCUCCGCGAUCCAAAUCCUACCGAGAAAGUUCUUGGUUGAUCUCCUCUUCGACCACCUCCGAGGUUCUUGGUGUAGCUUUUGCCACUCUCACCAGGAGUUUUCAUGUCUGAUCUUGACAUUCAGAUCCCAACUGCCUUCGAUCCCUUUGCUGAGGCGAAUGCUGGGGAAGCCGGUGCAGCCGCAGGAUCAAAGGACUACGUUCAUGUACGCAUCCAGCAGCGUAAUGGCCGCAAGAGUCUGACCACAGUACAGGGUUUGAAGAAGGAAUUCAGCUACAGUAAGAUCCUCAAAGAUCUUAAGAAAGAGUUUUGCUGCAAUGGUACUGUUGUCCAGGACCCAGAGCUUGGACAGGUCAUUCAACUUCAGGGUGAUCAGAGGAAGAACGUCUCCAAUUUCCUUGUCCAGGCCGGCAUUGUGAAAAAGGAACACAUCAAGAUUCAUGGUUUCUGAGCAACUGCCAGCUCCAUAUCAUCAAAAAUCUGCAUGCAAACGCAGCUAUAUAUCUGGGGUGGAGUAUAUUUCUGCUGUGUGCUAGCACUAGCAGGCGUUUGCGCUUGCACGUUCCAGUCUAGGACACAAACCUAGCAUAGCCCACCUCUCUGCGUGUAUGCUUGCUACCGUUGUGAAGCUUGUAAAAGGAACCAUCGUGAGAUGGAUCGUUUCUCUCUCUCGUCAAGGUUGAAUAAUAAUAGAUGCUUUUUAAAGCGGGAUAUCUUUUCGUAUCA
Molecule: messenger RNA, 973 nt
Organism: Brachypodium distachyon (stiff brome)
Lineage: Eukaryota; Viridiplantae; Streptophyta; Magnoliopsida; Poales; Poaceae
Product: protein translation factor SUI1 homolog
Exons: 5
Coding region: 351-698 (115 amino acids)
Biological process (GO): translational initiation
Molecular function (GO): RNA binding; translation initiation factor activity
Source: RefSeq, a predicted model, not a curated record